This is a messenger RNA of Xiphias gladius (swordfish), 365 nucleotides long. It is a transcript of the gene mocs2, whose product is annotated as molybdopterin synthase sulfur carrier subunit. The transcript is spliced from 3 exons. The coding region runs from base 93 to 356 and encodes 87 amino acids. NCBI's taxonomy places the organism in Eukaryota, Metazoa, Chordata, Actinopteri, Istiophoriformes, Xiphiidae. Gene Ontology annotation, cellular component: cytosol. Gene Ontology annotation, biological process: Mo-molybdopterin cofactor biosynthetic process. The record is from RefSeq and is a predicted model, not a curated record.
UUUUACCCACCGCCAUUAAGUCUCAAAGGAGACGUGACGCUCCCCUGAAGAACCCGUUCAGACUCACCUGUCCGGAACCUGCAGACUCAUUCAUGACUGCUCACGUGUUUGUGUUGUACUUUGCUAAGAGCGCGGAGCUGACCGGAGUGAAGCAGGAGGAGAUUGUUGCCGCGCCGACACCAAUCAGCAGCCGGGACCUUUGGAGACUGUUGCUAGAGCGACACCCAAGACUGUCUGUCCUGCAGGAUCAGGUGGUGUUGGCGGUGCGUCAGGAGUACGUUGCCAUUGGCGACCAGGUGGUGACCCUGGGAGACGGGGACGAGGUGGCCGUGGUGCCGCCCCUCAGCGGAGGAUAAAACACCGGG